AUGGCUACCCUCAACGAGAUACAGACAGAGGAGAGCUUUGAUCAAACCAUCAAGAAUGGCACGUCAUCAACUCUGUUCGUCCUCUACUUCCACACACCAUGGGCGGCUCCAUGCACCCAGAUGAACACCAUCCUCACAGCCCUCGCCUCCACCUACCCCGCCAAUGCGCCCAUCCAAUUCCUCUCCAUCAACGCUGAGGAGCUACCAGAUAUCUCAGAGGCUUAUGACGUGACAGCGGUUCCAUUCUUGGUCCUGCAAAGAGACGGCAAGACCCUGGAGACCGUGAGCGGUAGUGACGCCACAAAGGUGCGGAAUACAGUCGAGAAAUAUGCUGGUGGACAGAACAAGAGUGCAAACGGCAUUCCUCCUGCGCUACAGGCAACACCUCAGCAGCAGACCAAUGGAAGUACAGACAACGGCGCCCCUACGACCACCAAGGACUUGAGUGGCUAUGCGCCCAAGCCUUCAGAUCCUCAAACAGCGCCCGCUUUUUCCUCCACUCAAGAGUCGCAGGAGGAGUUGAACGAACGACUCGGGAAGUUGGUUAAAGCUGCACCGGUCAUGCUGUUUAUGAAAGGAACCCCCAGUGCGCCUCAGUGCGGCUUCAGCAGACAGCUAGUCAGCAUCCUGCGCGAGAACCAAGUUAAAUACGGAUUUUUCAACAUCCUCGCCGACAACGAUGUUCGGGAAGGUCUCAAAGCCUUCUCCGACUGGCCCACAUUCCCUCAAUUAUACACAAAUGGCGAACUCAUCGGAGGGCUAGAUAUCGUACGAGAAGAAAUGUCUGCUGAUCCCGAUUUCUUCAAACCAUUUUCCGCAGGAGCCAAGCCAGAGGCCGAAGCUCCUACAGCGACUGCCUGA
Messenger RNA from Exophiala bonariae, 861 nucleotides. RefSeq lists its product as uncharacterized. The record is from RefSeq and is a predicted model, not a curated record. Lineage: Eukaryota; Fungi; Ascomycota; Eurotiomycetes; Chaetothyriales; Herpotrichiellaceae. Bases 1 to 861 code for a protein of 286 amino acids. Gene Ontology annotation, biological process: intracellular iron ion homeostasis. The transcript has 4 exons. Gene Ontology annotation, molecular function: 2 iron, 2 sulfur cluster binding. Gene Ontology annotation, cellular component: cytosol; nucleus.